Molecule: messenger RNA, 4808 nt
Organism: Thunnus maccoyii (southern bluefin tuna)
Lineage: Eukaryota; Metazoa; Chordata; Actinopteri; Scombriformes; Scombridae
Gene: gpr27
Product: G protein-coupled receptor 27
Exons: 1
Coding region: 2700-3815 (371 amino acids)
Biological process (GO): G protein-coupled receptor signaling pathway
Cellular component (GO): plasma membrane
Molecular function (GO): G protein-coupled receptor activity
Source: RefSeq, a predicted model, not a curated record
UUUAACUGUUUGAACUUUCACUUUUAAUCUUAGGCUACUUUCAUAAAUGUAGGCUACUGCUGGUAAGUUUAGGAUACCACAGGUUCUUUGUACUGCAAUUCACUUGUAUGGUGCAGUGACAACCAGACUACAUUCCUAUAUACAGUUUACAGUAACAAAUAAACUGGAGUCCUAUAAUAGAGGCAGUAGGACUACUGUAUAUUAGCUUUGACCAGUAGUAGCUUAUCACAGUUAUAUCGAUAUCUAUGUAAAUGUUGGCUGAUGCAUAACAAGAAAUUGCAAUACAGACAUGAUUGUACUGUACUGACAGGUUUCAUUUUCAACUGUAAAAUGUCCCACUCAGUGCAUGUCUUAUCAUAUCAUAUCUCACAAUUUUUUAAAAGCCAAAUUUAAAGGAUCCUUAGUAUUUUAUGUCUUUUAUUGGUGAGACAUAAUACAACAGGUGAACAUUUACACAGAACACAACAGAAGACAUUUAAAUUGACACGAUAACAUUCAUGAGAUCUUUGUAUUUGCUAAUGUAAAGUUCAAAAAUGAAUAUCGGACAAUAGUGUUAUCAGAUUUUUUUAAACUUUCAAAUAUCAAUAUGGUAUUGCCCUAAAAAUCCUGUAUCUUUUGCACUAUAUGGUAUAUACAUACCGUAGAAGUCCAGUUGAUGUUUACAUUCAGUAUAUUUUCACACCUACUUGCCUGUACAAAUGGCAACAGUAUGUGUUUAUGUUUAUUUGUAUCUUUCUGUCCUCCACAAUGUGUUUGGGCAAAGUGAGAUACAAACAUUCAUAUUCCUUGGCCAAGAAGGUUGAUUCUGGGUUAAAGUAUCAUUUCAUCGCCAUUAUUUCAGUUUUCAACACUAGCUUUAGAGGUAGGAUGUGCUUUUCCAUUUAACAUAAAUUGGCUUUUAUAGUCAUUUGUGUAGGACUAUAUAUAUUUCUUGGGGUAGACAUUUGUGAAAUGCACCUGCUUAUUGCUCCAUUCUUACUGAAAAUAGCCUAGUUCUUUGCUCCCAGUAUUUUAAUAUAUAGUCAAGAACUGUGAACAAGCUUGUUCCAUGUGAAAAGCAGACCAGGAAACUGGUAUGUUUUUUUCUCUUUUGAGUGAGACCUCUUCUCAUUACAUUAGCUUUGGUCUCAAGCCCCUUGUUGGCUAUUACAUGGUACUUAAGUUGCACUUUAUUGCUUGAUAUAUUGUAUUUGUAAUUUUUCAAUAAAGUUCUUUUUAAAAAAAGAAAAAAGAAAAGAAAAGCAUCAUUUGCAGGCUCCAACAAAGCAGUUGUUUGUGAAUCCCCCUAAUAACUGCAGAAACUGUAUUACCAGCCUAGAACUUGACACCAGUCCUGUAAGCAAUGUACAGACUCAAAGUAAAGGAACUAUUUCCCAAUUAAUGUGUAAAUAAUUGUAAUUUAAUUUGUUCUUUGGGCAUUUAACAGCAUGUUCCAUACUUCGAUGCCAGUGUUUGUUCUUCCAGCAAUGUCAGCUGCUAACCAUUCUGCUAGUUCAUUACCUUGAACUCAGCCACGCCAAAAACAUUCCUAAACUAAUUUAGCUGGUGGAACCAUUUGACUGGUUUUAUUGGGGUCUAUAAACUUUAUAGUGUCUGCCCGAACCUUCUGUAAUUAUUCCCCUGGACUUGAUCUAGGUUCCAGUGUAUAAAAGCCUUGUAACUAUUGAUCAGUUGCUCAGUGUACUUUACAUGAUCAUCAUUUAAAACAAUGACGACAAGUGUUUUGCGCAAUACAUCACAUGCUGUUUAUGUGUUUGAGCGUAUAAAAUGUUUGUCUUGCAAUAAUAAAGAUUAUAAGUUGCAUUAAUGAACAACGUCUGCAGAACUCUGGACUCUUACUGUAUUUCAGAAUACUCUUUAUUUGAUAUAUAAUAAUCUUAUAGGGGCUGUUAUAGUUUCAUGUUAUAGCCUGCAUAUCAAAGCAUUGUGCAAUGUUAAUACAGGACAUCAUCUGUCAACAUUUGCAUCACAUCACUGCAUGAAGACAGACUUCCUAUAGAUUGCAAUAGACAAGGACCGACAGAUGAGACUCCUGGCUGAUCCCAGGCCUGCUAAAUACAUGCAAGCGGACGUGCGACGCAUAGGCUAGACGCUGCUGUGUGAGAUCCACCGAGAGACCCGUAGCCUACUGACGCUCCCACCUCUGUGAGCUUCCCACCUCCGCUCCUGCUUUCACAAACACGUUUGCUUUUGUAUAUUUUAGUAACAUUGUAGCCGGCGUUGAUGAGGCUGGGGAUGCGUAAUUGCGCCAUGCUUCCGCGCAGCACUGUCUGUUUUUUGAUUCCUCAAGACGAAGAACGGGGGACCUCCGCCAUCGGUGGAAAUUGAGAUGUGUUUUCUGAGCCGCUCGUCUGCCGAACGGAUGCCUUCCGAGAUGGUGUAUAAACCCAAACCAGGCUGUCUCUGUUCAGCAGAGGAUGGAACAACGGACACGGGUGUUUUUUAAUACCGGACACUUGUGAGAUGAAGGAUAAGAAGAAAAAAAGAAGAGAUAUUGAAUGAUUUUUGUUUGUUUUGGUGGGGAUAACAGCACAUCGGGAUGGAUGUUGAGCGAAUGCUUCUGAGUGGAUUUAUUCCUGAGUGAUUAUUCUGUGAAAGGGGCGGCGGAUCGUGUUUUUUUGUUUUCCAUUCAGCCGUGGCGGGAUACUACCGAUCGUCGAUGAAUUGAUGUGGGAAUACACACUACCUCGGCUGCAUAGAUGGCAAACACAAGUGAGUUUGGGGAGAGCAGCCCGUCCUUACAGAACUAUGCGUCCGCGGCCUCUGCGGUCAAGCUGGCCUCUCUGGGUCUGAUCAUGGGCAUCAGCCUGCUGGGCAACGCGUCGCUGUCGCUACUGCUGUUGAAGGACAGCUCGCUGCACAAGGCUCCCUACUAUUUCCUCCUGGAUCUGUGCCUGGCAGACGUGGUCCGCUCCGCCGUGUGUUUCCCCUUCGUGAUGGCAUCGAUCGGCAGCGGCUCCUCUUGGCCGUACAGUGCGCUCAGCUGCAAGAUCGUCGCCUUCAUGUCCGUGCUCUUCUGCUUCCACGUCGCCUUCCUGCUCUUCUGCGUCAGCGUCACCCGGUACAUGGCGAUCGCCCACCACAGGUUUUAUUCGAAGCGGAUGAAUCUGUGUACGUGCGUGGCGGUGAUCUGCAUGGUGUGGACCCUCUCCGUGGCCAUGGCUUUCCCCCCGGUGUUCGACGUGGGUACCUACAAGUUCAUCCGUGAGGAGGAGCAGUGCAUCUUCGAGCACCGCUACGUGAAGGCGAACGACACGCUGGGCUUCAUGCUGAUGCUGGCCGUCAUCGUGGGGACGACCCAUGUGGUUUACAUAAAGAUGCUGUGCUUCGUCUACGAUCACCGUAAAAUGAAGCCUGCCCAGCUGGUCCCGGCCAUCAGCCAGAACUGGACCUUCCACGGCCCCGGAGCCACCGGGCAGGCAGCCGCCAACUGGAUCGCCGGCUUCGGCCGCGGACCCACCCCGCCGACGCUGGUGGGUAUCAGGCAAGCGUCUCACCCCGGCAACAGGAGGCUGCUGGUGCUGGAUGAGUUUAAGAUGGAGAAACGGAUCGGGAAGAUGUACUAUAUGAUCACACUGACCUUCCUCAUCCUGUGGGCUCCUUAUAUAAGCGCCUGCUACCUGAGAAUAUUUGUGCGGGGGGCUGCGGUCCCACAGCUCUACCUGAGCGCUGCGGUGUGGAUGAGCUUCGCCCAGGCGGGAGCGAACCCCAUCAUCAGCUUCCUGUUCAACAAGGAGCUCCGGAUGCGCCUCAGAGCCUGUUUCCCCUGCUGCCUGGGAACACAGACACCCAUGGAGCCAUACUGUGUCAUCUGAACGCUCCUGACCCCAACAUAUAUAUACUGUAUACUGCCAAAGACACACUUACAUCUUGUUUCAGAAGAGACUGGGCCCCAAAAUGUGUUUGUACACGCAGUCAGGGAUGUUCAGAUCACUUUCUUUGUGACAAACAGUUUACCCACUACUUUAAUUUGACAAAAACCUUAGACUACUAUGAUGUAAAUUCAUACUAUAUUUUGCUUAUCAGAAUCAGACUGGUUGAAGCUAUAUGAGGCAUAUUAAGGGAUGGAAGCAUAAUGUGAUGAUUUUAUUUAAAAAAAAAAAAAACAACAACAACUGGGCAUCAGAUGUCAUGAUUAAGCCACAUUUUAAUUUACACCUCUGCAUGUGUAGGCUAGAUGACAUUCACUCCAAAUAUAGAAUUUACUUGUCACUUUAUGUCCUACCUUUGGAGACUUUUUUUCCUUAUGCCCUGUUGAGUAUAUUAACCUUUUUGGUCCGCUACAAUAUUGUACAUGAAUGUCAUUUUGGCUAUUUGUUUGUAUAUUUUAAAAUUAUAUUCCAACACAUCCGUUUAAGGUUGUUUGCCUUCUGCAGAACUGAUGACUGAAACAAAACACAACUAUUUUGUCAGCUGAUGAGAGUCAUCGUCUCUGGCAUCUGAGACACACUUGCUUACUAAACGUUUGGAUACCACAAAUGAGAUGCACAUCUCAGUAUAUUUUUAGUGAGGACAAUGUCACAUUUGUAAAUACUGUACAGCUUUACUCCUCCUCCCCUUCUGCUUUUUUAACCAGAUAUAUUGUAUAUUUCAUAAUCUCUUAGAAUGCUUUGUGUUUACCAAGGUGUUAUCACUCACUUUAAAGGUAUUUUGCAAAUUCUUAUUCUUCAUGGAUCAGUUGUGUUGAGAAAUGGGUCGAUCCACAUUCCCUGCAGGAUAAACAGAUAUUCUUUUUCUACGGUUAUGGACAGUUUGGUGCUUUGGAAAGGAUGUUUGCAUUGUUUGUAUUUCUUAGCAAAUAAAUAAGA